AUGGAGAGUCUGACUCGGAGGAAACCAGAGAAGGCACGAGCACGCAGGAUGCUGGGCCAGUUCCAGGGACAGUCCCAGGUCCAGUCCUUCCCAACAGCCGACGUGGGGGCCGUGGUGACGUGCAAGGUUUGCAGCAUUAACUCUCGCUUCGCCAAGGUGCACAUCCUGUACGUCGGCUCCACGCCACUCAAGUCCACCUUCCGGGGGACCAUACGGAGAGAAGAUAUUCGAGCCACGGAGAAAGAUAAGGUAGAAGUGUACAAGAGUUUCCGCCCCGGUGACAUAGUCCUGGCCAAAGUCAUCUCGCUGGGGGACGCGCAGUCCAACUACCUGCUGAGCACGGCGGAGAACGAGCUGGGCGUGGUGGUGGCACGCAGCGAGGCAGGGGUGCAGAUGGUGCCCAUCAGCUGGUGCGAGAUGCAGUGCCCGCGGACACACACCAAGGACUUCCGUAAGGUGGCCCGGGUGCAGCCCCAGUUCCUGCAGACCUAGCAGCCCCCGGGGGGCGCUGGGGCUCUGCAGGGGUCAGGGCUGCGGGGCUGGGGCCUGUGGGGCCCGCCCCCACGUGU
Egretta garzetta (little egret) is the source of this 569-nucleotide messenger RNA. It is a transcript of the gene EXOSC1, whose product is annotated as exosome component 1. The transcript is spliced from 7 exons. The record is from RefSeq and is a predicted model, not a curated record. Lineage: Eukaryota; Metazoa; Chordata; Aves; Pelecaniformes; Ardeidae. Bases 1 to 492 code for a protein of 163 amino acids. Gene Ontology annotation, cellular component: cytoplasm; nuclear exosome (RNase complex). Gene Ontology annotation, biological process: RNA processing. Gene Ontology annotation, molecular function: RNA binding.